Messenger RNA from Lachnellula hyalina, 2094 nucleotides. RefSeq names its product putative ATP-dependent RNA helicase (gene DHX35). The transcript is spliced from 2 exons. Gene Ontology annotation, cellular component: catalytic step 2 spliceosome; intracellular anatomical structure. Gene Ontology annotation, molecular function: RNA binding; ATP binding. Lineage: Eukaryota; Fungi; Ascomycota; Leotiomycetes; Helotiales; Lachnaceae. The record is from RefSeq and is a predicted model, not a curated record. The coding region runs from base 1 to 2094 and encodes 697 amino acids.
AUGGCUGACUUCGACCUCUCUGCCAACUUUAUCCCCUCCCUACACAAGCCAGCGUCACUUCUCCCCAUCGCUCGGCACAGGCAGAAUCUCCUCUACCUAAUAGAGAAGUACCCAGUCACAAUUGUCGUUGGACAUACCGGUUCGGGGAAAACAACACAGAUACCUCAGUAUCUAGAGCAAGCAGGAUGGUGUGCAGAGGGCAAGAUUAUUGCAGUUACUCAGCCUCGUCGAGUAGCGGCAACUACAGUGGCUAUCAGAGUAGCUGAAGAAGCAGGAUGUAAAGUUGGUGAAGAAGUCGGCUACUCAAUCCGAUUUGAAGAUGUCACUUCAGCUUCGACACGCAUCAAGUUCUUAACAGAUGGGCUAUUACUCAGAGAAGCUCUCAUAGAUCCCCUGCUGUCACGAUAUUCGGUGAUCAUGGUGGAUGAAGCUCAUGAACGAUCAUUGAGCACGGAUGUUCUUCUUGGGGUGCUUAAGAAGAUCUUGAAGAGGCGCCCGAAUGAUCUGAGGAUCAUCAUUAGUAGUGCUACUUUGCAAGCAGAGGAUUUUCUCAAAUUCUUCGCAGGAGACACCGAAAUCCAGCCGAAGCCGGCCACCCCAGCUGCUGUGACUCUUGAUGAUCUGGUUUCUCAAGGCGGUUCAACAGCUCCAGAUACCGAUAAUGUGCUCGGUGGUAACAUUGGGAGGAUCAUCAGUUUGGAGGGAAGAAUGUAUCCCGUCGACGUUCUGUAUGUAGAGAAACCUGCUGAGGACUACGUUGAGAAGGCCGUGCAAACGGUCUUUGACAUACAUACGAAGGAACCCGAUGGAGACAUUCUAGUCUUUCUUACGGGAAGAGAAGAGAUCGAUACUGCUGUACAAGCAAUCUCUGAACGAGCUGCGAAUCUGCAUCCUCGAGCACAAACGAUUAUGCCACUACCGUUAUACGCGGGACUAUCGACAGAGCAGCAGAUGUACGUCUUCGAAGAGGCACCUGAAAACACGAGAAAGGUCAUAUUCUCCACAAAUAUCGCAGAAGCAUCUAUCACAAUCGACGGGAUCGUCUAUGUUGUGGAUACUGGAUUCGUCAAAUUACGAGCUUUCAAUCCUUUGACGGGCAUUGAAACACUGACAGCUACUCCUAUAUCGAAAGCAUCGGCUACCCAGAGAGCAGGGCGGGCUGGUCGAACAAAGACUGGAAAAUGCUACCGCCUAUAUACAGAGUCAACAUUCCAAUCGCUUGAGGACGCCACGAUACCAGAGAUACAAAGGUCAAACUUAGCGCCCGUCAUUCUACAGCUCAAGGCUUUAGGAAUCGACAACAUUGUUCGAUUCGACUUUAUCACCUCCCCUCCAGCAGAACUCGUCAUUCGUGCUCUUGAGCUCCUCUAUUCCCUCGGUGCACUCGACGACUACGCCAAGUUGACGCGUCCACUCGGCACGCGCAUGGCAGAAUUAGCCGUAGAGCCCAUGAUGGCCAAAACCCUACUAUCUGCAUCAUCGUUUGGGUGUCUAAGCGAGAUUUUGACCAUUGCAGCAAUGACAAGCGUCGGAGGCAAUAUCUGGUUCCAUCAUGACGGCGAAAAGAAGAAAAUGGAGACAGCACGUCGGAAAUUUGCUGUUGAGGAAGGAGAUCAUAUCACGCUUCUCAAUGUCUACCAAGCCUUCGUUACGAAAGGCAGGAAAGAAACGAAGUUCUGCCAUGACAACUAUAUCAAUUUCAAAGCCCUCACGCGCGCUGUUAGCAUACGAGCCCAGCUGAAACGCUACCUCGAGAGAUUCGGUAUCGUCGUCGAUGAAACGCUCUCUUCCAACGCCAACAAGCACCCCUUAGCAGUCGGCGGCCCAGAUAAAGGAGAGAAGAUCCGUCGUUGUCUAACGACAGGAUUCUUCGCUCACGCAGCGAAGAUGCAACCCGACGGCACGUUCAGAAAUGUUGCGGGAGGCACGAUAUUACAUGCUCAUCCGAGUUCGUUGAUGUUUAAUCGCAGAGCUGAUUGGGUUAUCUUUCAUGAGGUUAUGGAGACGGGGAACAAGACUUUUAUAAGGGAUGUUACGAAGAUCGAGAAGAGUUGGCUAGUGGAGUAUGCUCCGGAUUUUUACAAGAUACGAUGA